UGGAAGAGGAGGGAGUCUCCUCAAAGCUCCGCCUGGAUGGGGAGCCCAAGGCCGGCAUCCGGCGCCGGCGGAAGGGCCCCGGGAGGCACUGGGUCCCAGAGGCCCGGGCCAGCGUCCUGAGGGGAGUUCAGGACCCUUGGCAAGGGCCUUCAGUCCAGGUGGCCCCUGCAGAGGGCACAAAAGGAGCUCCUUUGGGCAGGGUCGCCAAGACUCCCGAGAGCAGGCCACUGGGGGAGAGCCGUGGGGGCUACUGCAUGUCUGAGGACAGUGACAUCAACAUCACCAGCGAGGAGGAGGACCGCAAGGAGCAGCCUCUCCCAGGACCCCGAGGCCCCAAAGACAAGGAAAAUGGUAGUAGCUGUGCACCCCGGGUUCCCCCGGAGAGCCGGGCAGCACCACCAGAGGGCCUUUGCUGCUACAUCUGCGGGUCAGCGCUGUCCCCAGCCUCGCAGCACCAGAUCCACGUGCAGAAACAGGAGAAGCUGGCCCAGGCCCCCUUCUUCCCCUUCCUAUGGCUGCACAGCCCGCCUCCGGGGGCACAGCCCAUCAGCGAGGGUGGUAGCACCCUGGUGUGCCCCUGCUGCUUCUCAUCCCUCAUGCAGCAAUGGCAGAGCUUCGAACUGGCCAGUGUGCCCGUCCUGCAGCGGCUCUACGUGGUGCCCCUGAACAGCCACGCCCCAGGCAUGGCCUCCAAGGGCAGGCGGCUCCUGAGGGAAGAAGGCCCACCCACUGGGUCCCUGCCGGAGGCCUGCUACCUCUGCGGGGAGGACUGCACCCAGGACGCCCGGGCCGUGGCCUCCAGGAGCCUCAACGGCAAUGCCAGGGCCUCCAUGCAUUUCCCCUUCCUCAGCCUCCUGCCCUGCCCACCCAAUGCCCAGGGCCUCAACAAGCGCUGUGAAGUCCGCAGCUGCCCCAAGUGCUUCAGCGUCCUGGAGGAUGUCUGGGCCCUAUACCGGGCUUGCCAGAAUGAGGAGCUCAUCACCUCAGUGCAGGGCUUCCUGGGCAGGUACCACCAGGCUUUCUCUGCCUCGGACCCUACUCUCUCCGAGCCGCCGUUGUUGGCCCAGGGCAGCCCAGCAUCGAUCUGUUACAUCUGUGGGGCUGAGCUGGGCCCCGGGAAGGAGUUCCAGCUCAACGUGAACCCGUCCAGCCGCUUGGGCGAGAAGGAGCCCUUCUUUCCCUUUCUCACCGUCUAUCCACCCGCCCCGCGUGCCAGGCCUGCCGACGCCACCGGCCUGGUGGCCACCUGUGUGCUCUGCUACCACGACCUGCUGGGCCAGUGGCUGCAGCACGAGGCCCGCGGUGCCCACCACGCCGUCAGCCCCUGGUCUCGGCAGUACCGCGUGGAGACAUUCGUGUGCUUCUUCUGCCAGCAGGAGAAGAAGCGGUGUCUCGGGCUGAAGGCCGUGCGGGUGGCCCGGCUGCCCUUGUUUCUCUACACCCUGCGAGCGAGCCACAGCCUGCUAGUGGAUGACGGGCGGCAGCUGGUCAUCGGUGCCUGCAUAGAGUGUGGGACCCUGGUGUGCGCUGGCCAGGGGCUCCCCCGCCAGGCACCCGUGGGCUGGAGCUCCCCAGUGGCAGCUGCGAGGAAGGUCACGUCUGCAUCUCUCGAGACGUCGACAGCCACCCACGCACCCGCCCGGGAGCCCGAGCCUUGGCCGGGUGCCCCAGCAGAGAGCCUGCCCAGGGGCCCCAGGGCCGGCCAGGAGCAGGGGCCAGCCCGGUGUCAGCAGAGCAGUCUGGACGGGGCCGGACCGGACCUCGCGGGCACAGGCAUGAGCCAUGAGCCCAAGUCCCCUUCGCUAGGGAUGCUCUCCACCGCGACCAGGACCACCGCCACCGUCAACCCCCUCACCCCCUCGCCGCUCAAUGGCGCCCUGGUGCCCAGCGGCAGCCCCGCCACCAGCAGCGCGCUGUCGGCCCAGGCCGCGCCUUCCUCCAGCUUCGCCGCCGCCCUGCGCAAGCUCGCCAAACAGGCGGAGGAGCCCAGAGGGUCUUCACUGAGCAGCGAGUCGUCCCCUGUCUCCUCUCCGGCCACCAACCACAGCUCCCCGGCCAGCACGCCCAAGCGCGUGCCCAUGGGUCCCAUCAUCGUCCCCCCGGGGGGACACAGCGUCCCCAGCACGCCCCCUGUGGUGACCAUCGCCCCCACCAAGACUGUCAAUGGCGUCUGGAGGAGUGAGAGCCGCCAGGAUGCUAGCUCCCGGGGCGGCAGCAGUGGCCGCGAGCGCCUCAUCGUGGAGCCCCCGCUGCCCCAGGAGAAGGCGGGGGGCCCGGCCAUCCCCUCGCACCUGCUCAGCACCCCCUACCCCUUCGGCAUCUCGCCCAGCUCGGUGGUGCAGGACUCCCGCUUCCCACCGCUGAACCUGCAGCGGCCUGUGCACCACGUGGUACCCCCCAGCACGGUGACCGAGGACUACCUGAGGAGCUUCCGGCCCUACCACACGACCGAGGACCUCCGCGUGUCCUCCCUGCCUCCGCUCGGCCUGGACCCGGCCACCGCCGCAGCCUACUAUCACCCCAGCUACCUGGCCCCGCACCCCUUCCCGCACCCGGCCUUCAGGAUGGAUGACUCCUACUGCCUGUCAGCCCUGCGGUCCCCCUUCUACCCCAUCCCUGCCCCUGGCUCCCUGCCCCCGCUGCACCCGUCGGCCAUGCACCUCCACCUCUCGGGUGUCCGCUACCCGCCCGAGCUCUCCCACUCGUCCCUGGCGGCGCUGCACUCAGAGCGGAUGUCCAGCCUGAGCGCCGAGAGGCUGCAGGUGGACGAGGAGCUGAGGCGGGAGAGGGAGCGCGAGCGCGAGCGGGAGGCCGACCGCGAGCGCGAGAAGGAGCGGGAGCGUGAACGCGAGAAGGAGCGCGAGCGCGAAAAGGAGCUGGAGCGCGAGAAGGAGCGUGAACUGGAGCGCCAGCGGGAACAGCGCGCCCGCGAGAAGGAGCUGCUGGCCGCCAAGGCACUGGAGCCGGCCUUCCUGCCCGUGGCCGAGCUGCACGCGCUGCGGAGCCACGCCGCCGAGGAGCGGGCCAAGCCCUCGGAGCAGCUCACCCCAACCCGCGCAGAGAAGCUGAAGGACGCGGGCCUGCAGGUGCCCAAGCCCGUGCAGCACCCCCUGCACCCGGCAGCCGCCCCGCCCCACACGGCUCCCGGCCUCCUCGCCGGCCACGGGCUCUUCUCGCUGCCGGGCAGCAGCGCGGCCACAGCCCUGCUCCUGCAGCGCACCAACGAGGAGGAGAAGUGGCUGGCGCGGCAGCGUCGCCUGCGGCAGGAGAAGGAGGACCGCCAGUCGCAGGUGUCCGAGUUCCGGCAGCAGGUGCUGGAGCAGCAGCUGGACCUGGGCCGGCCGCCGGCGCCCGCGGACCCGGAGCACCGGCCGGAGAGCGCCAGGCCAGGACCGAACCGCCACGAGCCGGGCAGCCGCGAGCCCCAACAGCACUUUGGCGGGCCCCCGCCCCUCAUCUCGCCCAAGCCCCAGCACCACUCGAUGCCCACGGCCCUCUGGAACCCCGUGUCCCUGAUGGACAGCUCGCUGGAGCCACGGCGCGCCCCCGAGAGCCACCCCCAACAUGGCCACCCCAGCCCGUUUGAGCCCAGCCGCCCGGCCGCUGUCCCGCUGGUGAAAGUGGAGAGGGCCUACUGCCCGGAGAAGGCGGAGGAGGGGCCCCGCAAGCGCGAGGCCAUCCCCCUGGACAAGCACCCGCCGCCGCCCCGGGAGCCAGGGGCCCUAGAACCACAGGCCUUCCCCCCGGGGCCCGGGCCCUUCCUGGCGGAGCUUGAGCCAGCCACCCCGACUGUCUUGGGCCAGCCCCGGGCCUCGCUUGCCCCGCCGGCCACCUUCGGGGAGCCCCCCGGACCCCUGAAGCCGGCCUCACCCUACCGGCCCCCGCUGCCUCGGGGCCCCGACCCGGCCUACGUCUACGAUGAGUUCCUGCAGCAGCGCCGGAGGCUGGUCAGCAAGCUGGACCUGGAGGAGCGCCGGCGGCGGGAGGCCCAGGAAAAAGGAUACUACUACGACCUGGACGACUCCUACGACGAGAGCGAUGAAGAGGAGGUCAGGGCCCACCUCCGCUGCGUGGCCGAGCAGCCGCCCCUCAAACUGGACACAUCCUCCGAGAAGCUAGAGUUUUUGCAACUUUUUGGCUUGACCACCCAACAGCAGAAGGAGGACUUGCUGACCCAGAAGCGGAGGAAACGCCGGCGGAUGCUGAGAGAGCGCAGCCCGUCACCCCCGACGGCGCGGAGCAAACGGCGGACGCCUUCGCCCAGACUGGCGCUGUCCACCCGCUACAGCCCCGACGACAUGAACAGCAGCCCCAACUUCGAGGAGAAGAAAAAGUUCCUGACCAUCUUCAACCUGACCCAUAUCAGCGCCGAGAAGAGGAAAGACAGAGAGAGGCUUGUUGAGCUGCUCCAGGCCAUGAAGCAGAAGGCGCUGUCCGCCGCAGUGGCAGACCCGCUCAGGAGCUCUCCGAGGGACAGUCCUGCCGUGUCCCUGAGCGAACCCACCACGCAGCAAGCCUGCCUGGACACGGAGAAGCCUGUGGGCAUUGCCGCCUCCUUGUCCGACGUCCCAAAGGCCACAGAACCUGGGAGGCUAGGACAGCUCCGGCCCCCGGAGCGCAUCCAGGAGCCAGCCCCCGCCGGCGCUGAGAAGGCCAGGCCGAGUGAGGCCCCUGGGGGCAAGAAGAACUUGAGCAUGCUCCACCACGUCCGGGGCCCUGCGCCCAAGGACAUCCCCGUGCCGCUGUCGCACAGCAUCAACGGAAAGAGCAAGCCAUGGGAGCCCUUUGUGGCGGAAGAGUUCGCGCACCAGUUCCACGAGUCCGUCCUGCAGUCUACCCAGAAGGCCCUGCAGAAGCACAAAGGAAGCGCAGCCGUGCUGUCGGCGGAGCAGAACCACAAGGUUGACGCGUCCGUCCACUACAACCUCCCCGAGUUGCAGUCCUCCAGCCGCCUGCCUGCGCCCCAGCACAACGGGCAGCAGGAACCCCCCGCCAGCAGGAAGGGCCCCCUGGUGCAGGAGAUGGACCCGGAGGAGGAGGAGGAGGAGGAGGACGGAGAGGACGACGACGAGGACCCCCCCCGGCGCAAGUGGCAGGGGAUCGAGGCCAUUUUGGAAGCUUACCAGGAACACGUGGAAGAGCAAGAUCUGGAGCGGCAGGUGCUGCAGGCGCAGUGCAGGCGGCUGGAGGCGCAGCAUUACAGUCUCACCCUCACGGCCGAGCAGCUCUCCCACAGCAUGGCGGAGCUGAGGAGCCAGAAGCAGAAGAUCGUUUCAGAACGGGAGCGGCUCCAGGCAGAACUGGACCACUUACGGAAGUGCCUUGCGUUGCCUGCAAUGCAUUGGCCUAGAGGCUACUUCAAGGGUUUCCCGAGGUGACGGUUUCCCUUGCACUAGGCCGAACCUAUAGUAUAGAAAUAUCUAUUUUAUUACCUUGAAUAUUUAAUAUUUUUCACUGGGAGGUUUGACGCUUAAAAAAAAAAAAAGAGAAUGUGCCAUGCAUGAAGCAAAGGAUUCCAGGCUCCAGAAAAAAAGAACGAACUCGCCUUGACUUCAGUGCAGUUGGAUCACCUUUGUAACUCAGCAAGCAACCCGUGUAAGGCGCCCAUAGUUUCUUCCUUUUCAAAGGCGGUUUUUCCCUUUCCCACGUCAUCGUGCUUUAGUCUCAAGAUGAAGGCUCCGUUACCAACACUAAGCUGUGCCCAUCUCCCAGCCCCUGGGUGCGUGAGGCGGAGCGGGCCGCCGGCGUGCGUGUCGUGUGCUGCCAGGCCCUGUGGCCUUAGGAACCCAGGCUGCUCUGGCCGUGGGGUGGCCGGUCUCGCUCCUCCCCAGGAUGGAGAACCACUCCAGCAGAAGAAAGGUGGGGUGCAUUUUAAGUAAAGGGCUUAUUUGUUUCAGUUAUUUUUCCGCAAAGUUUCCCUGAAAGCAACAGGUCCUAGGAGCACACAAAGCAACAGUACUGAAGCCUCACCCAAAGGCUUUUCCCCAGAAAAGCUUACCUAAAGAUAAAGUGAAUCGACAGACUGAAGGUACCUUUUUAUUCCUUCGUGGGGGAAAAUGUCCAGAGCUCUAUGUACAUUUAUCCACACCCACCCUAUUGUUACUGCAGGGGGGGGCGGGCGGGGGUGUUUUCAUACAAAUGUCAAUUUUGAGAGAAAAGUCAAAGGUGCUUCAGCCUUGUACUGUGUAUAUAUAUUAAAAAACAAAGUUUUGUAUGUUUUUAUUACUUUAAUUAUUGUUAUAAAAAGCCUGCCAUUUUUAAUAUGUGGUUUGGGGGGAUUUUUUGUUGUUUUCUUGUUUGGGGGUUUUGUUUUUGUUUUGUUUUUCUGGGCAAAAAAAAAAAAAACCAACCCUUGCUUAUUUAGUGUUUGUACUGCUGCUGGUCAGGACAUUAUUGAAGUGUUUUUAAAAAUUAAAGAAGAAGAAAAGUAAAAAGAGCUUACCACUGGCGCCUACGCGAGCACUUCAUUCUUGAGUUGCACCGGAGUGAGGUAGAAAGCCACGGCUCCUCCUUCCCUCUCCCCCGGGCCCUCCGCGGCUCCCCAGGCCAGCGAGGCGCUGCUGGUCUCCAGCAGGAACCAGGCAGGCGCUGCAUGUGCACCUUCACACGCACACUCGGUGAGAACCUUUGAGGUGGGAGCAGUUUCUGUGACAGGGUGCCAAGGUGUCUCACAGCGGUGUGAGCAGGAGCAAAGCAGAAACUCAGUAGGGGCUUGGUUCAGAUGCAGAGCUUUGUAACAGCCUAAAGGCACAGUGAGCUACGUGCGACAGAACCUCUGCUCGUGGGCUCACUGUGAUGAGCACAGGAGCUGCUGGAAACAGGGAUAAUCAUAUCAGCACAAAGCGCGGGGCCGGGGGAGCCCGCCCUCCUUGCCCUGGUUGCUGGUUCAGGCUGGGUUGCAUCUAGAUCAAAAAGGCAGCUCUUGCCCCAGUGGGCCUAAACCAGAGGCCAAAGCAGCCAGUGGUUGGUGUGCCUGGCGGAGGGGAGAAGACCCACACAUCAGGCCACGCGCCCCUCUGCCCCGGCCUGGGGACGGGCUGGCUGACCUUCAGGACGUGGCUAUGACCAGUGGUCACGCCCUCAGCCCAGACCUUAGCUGUGCAGAACAGCUUGCUGGCAGAUGGCAUGGUGUCACUUUAUCUGUUCCCACGCAGUUUGCUUUGUAUGCCUGCCAAGAAUCUUCCAGUUAUUAGCAAACUCAGACAAAAAGUGCUGCCAGUAUUAUCAGCAGUCAGCAAGUGCUUUCCUCUCUACAGAAACGACUUGAGAACUAAGAGCUGUUCUGGGGGCCUCUUCCCCGGCAGACAUGGAAAGCACCAUGUGCCACAGGUGGGGACAGGUGUUUAGAGGGAGCCCCGCCGCCAACAGGGCAAAACAUCACUGAAUUUCUCUCUUUAAAACCUGCUUGCUGUUUCUAAGGGUUACAUCUUGGCACUUCCCCCCAGUCAUCCUCCUCCAUCAUAGAACACGUCUGGAUGCCUUUGCUCCCGGGCGCUGGUCAAGGGCCUUGGCUAGAAGCAAAGGGAAGAAUAGACCUGAUGGACAUAGCCCCGACCCCUCACUGCCUGGUGGGGGGCGCCCUUGGCUGCUGUGUGUUGGUUGGGGAGGAGUUCGCGGUACACAGGUUAAAAAGGACAGCUAACCAGGGGUGGCAGCUCUGUCCCUGAGCUAGUAUUAACAGCUUUCCCUUCCGAGUGGCACCCCCCGCUGCCCCCACCUACCUGUGAGGAUCUCUGAAUAUUCUAGGGCUCGAGAAGUAAUAGGACAAUCAGAAUAUAAAUACAGACCAGUAAGGCAACAGGAGGAAAGAAAAAGGCAACAGAGGGUCUUGUGAAAACAGAAGUGCGCCUCUCUGGGAGACAGCAUGCCCAAUCAUGCCCCCCACUGAACAGUUUAUAACCUGAAAACUCUGCUUAAGAACAUAGUAGCAUCAGUCUUUUUUCAGUUUAGGCCUAAAAGCUGACAAAUAUGGAAUCCCUAAAGCUUUUUGUUCAGCUAUUUCAUAUUGAGUUUCUUGAAAGACAAAGUUCAGAAAUAUAGCAAAUUUGCUCUAGAACUGAUUCUGGAACUUUUGUGUCAGUAUUUUUGUGACCUGAAGGAGUCUUGCUAAAUUUGAGGGGUACCUGCCAAAGCUGAGUCAUGUGGCUUUGUGCAUUUAAUCAGAUCAGUACAAACUAGAGCUUCCCCCCCACACUUGGCACUGCAGGCCCUGAUUAUUUGAAAAUGGGUCUGUGUUUCACAGAAGCAGGCAAACUGGCAUAAAGUAUCAUCAUCUAUUAUCUCACAUAAGUGACCGAUAGUUUAGUCUAUAUUCUAAAAGAAAUGCAACAACUGGCAGCAUGUAAAGUGCUAAAAAAAGAUUAUACCCUCAGGGAAAUUCAAAGACUAUUAAAAGGAGCCCACAUCUUCAGCAAACUAGCAAAUAAUAACAGGUAAUCUGAGUCUGUGUGUGGGGUGGCAUUCCAUCGAGUAGCUCACGAUGCUGCCCCAUUCUAAAUCUAAGCCACAUAGCCCGUUUCCCUCUGAGCCGCGGUUUGAAAGUGUAGACAGUUCCAGGGACCCACCACCAGAUGGGGAUGGCUAGCACAGGAAGUUGCUCCUUACAGUGUAGAGUAGCCACUUAGCAGCAGCCCCCUACUCUUCUAGUAACCAAGCUAUUGACGUCACUGCUUGCAGUAGCCUGUCCCCAGCUUCCGAUCCAGUGCUGAACUAGGCUCCUUAACUCUGCCUGAGCUGAGGAGGCCCGUGCUACCAGCCCACGGUGCUGCUCUGCUGUGCCUGUGCUAACUGCUAGGACAGCCAACCAGGACUCGGGGGGAGGAGGAACGGUGCCUCGGUCACUCUGGGGGCAGUUUAGAUGCUGUGAAAUUAAACCUGUUCUAAGUGUACUUGUUUGAAUUAACUGUAUUGUAAUAUUAUUUGUUGAAUGUAGUAAUUAGGUAUUUAUGAAUAUAUUGCUGUAAUUUCUGACAACAUCCAGAAAAUAAAAUCUUCCUA
Messenger RNA from Budorcas taxicolor (takin), 8997 nucleotides. It is a transcript of the gene GSE1, whose product is annotated as Gse1 coiled-coil protein. Lineage: Eukaryota; Metazoa; Chordata; Mammalia; Artiodactyla; Bovidae. Bases 255 to 5378 code for a protein of 1707 amino acids. The record is from RefSeq and is a predicted model, not a curated record. The transcript has 17 exons.